Blumeria graminis f. sp. triticale is the source of this 1077-nucleotide messenger RNA. NCBI's taxonomy places the organism in Eukaryota, Fungi, Ascomycota, Leotiomycetes, Helotiales, Erysiphaceae. The record is from the annotation of a GenBank genome assembly.
AUGUACAGCUCUAGGAGUUUGGCACCUGAAGAGCCAGAGAACCAGCAGCAAUUGGUGCUGAAGCGGAUAGAGCAAAACUCGGAUAAUAGCAAGACUGUUUCCGGCUCAAAUAAAUUCGGAGGCAAUGGGUCUUUGGUUCAGAAGGUGCCGAGGACAACCAGUCUGCUGGCCCCGGUAAUCCAGCUAUCCGGUCAUUCAGGUGAAAUAUUCUGUGCCAAAUUUGAUUACACCGGGAGUCAUAUUGCAUCUGGAUCUAUGGAUCGAUCUAUCAUGUUAUGGAAAACUUUUGGGAACUGCGAGAACUAUGGUACAUUAAAUGGCCACAAGGGUGCAAUAUUAGAUUUGCAGUGGUCUAGAGACUCUAGAUCGCUAUUUUCUGCGUCUGCAGACAUGUAUCUUGCAGGCUGGGAUUUGGAAACAGGGAAUAGAAUUCGUCGAUACGCUGGACACGAAGAACUUGUUAACAGUAUAGAUCUCAGCAGAAGGGGUGAAGAACUUAUCAUCAGUGGCUCAGAUGAUGGAUUUAUAGGAAUCUGGGAUUCCAGAUCUAAAACCGCUGUGGCAUUUAUUGAGACAGAAUUUCCAGUAACAGCUGUUGCCUUGGCUGAGGCUGGAAAUGAAUUAUACUCAGGGGGCAUUGAUAAUGAUAUAAGAGUCUGGGAUAUGAGGAGGAGGGAAUCGGUUUACUCAAUGUUAGGACAUUCAGACACCAUCUCAUCGUUACGUAUUUCACCAGACUCACAAAAGCUUCUCUCAAACUCUAUGGAUUCAACAGUGCGCACAUGGGAUAUUAGACCAUUUGCUCCAACCGAGCGUCAUAUCCGAACAUUUGACGGUGCUCCAUCUAGAAUGGAAAAAAACCUCAUCAAAGCUAGUUGGAAUCAUGACGGAAAGAGAAUUGCGGCUGGCGCUGGUGACGGGACAGUCGUUAUUUGGAAUAGCGAGACUGGAAAAAUGCAGUACAAGCUUCCCGGGCAUAAAGGUGUGGUGAACUGUGCAGAAAUUUCACCUACCUCAGAACCAAUCAUCGUUUCUGGCUCUUCAGAUCGUACUCUAAUAUUAGGUGAAUUAAAAUAA